AGUAUUCAGAUUUCCUGUUUAAGUGUCUGGAUUUCCUGAAAUCCUUGCUAUCAACCCGAGGGUUAUCCACAGAGCAGCGUGGUUGGGUGGUGGGUUUCCACCCACCCCCCUCCUUUCUCCCUCUCUUUUCCUUUCUUUUUCCCUCCCCCUGCUCACAUGGUCGGUUUUUCCUUCCUGCUAGUUCUUCUGAGUUUUAGUGCCUACUUAUCGUGCGGGAAAUUAAUGGGCAUAGAACCUCACUCGUAGGAUCCCAAGCUUUCAAGAUAACCGUCCAGUGGAAUCGAGUUUAAUAUCCGAUUUAAAAACACACCACAAACAUACACGAAUUGGGAAGAACUAUUGCAGAAACAUGGUGUGCUCCGGAUGCUGGGGAAAGGCUGAGUUUUAGCUCAAGAUGGAAUAAUGAUGGAUUUAGCUUGGAUGCCUAAGCUUGGACUGGGAAUACAGAUGUACAAGUCCUGGUAACUUUCUGAUGGUGACGGCUGAGACAUGAGAUCUUCAGCCUCAAGGCUUUCAAGUUUUUCUUCCAGAGAUUCAUUAUGGAAUCGGAUGCCGGACCAGAUCUCAGUGUCCGAGUUCAUCUCCGAGACCACCGAGGACUACAACUCGCCCACCACGUCCAGCUUCACCACCCGGUUGCACAACUGCAGGAAUACAGUCACGCUGCUAGAAGAGGCUCUAGACCAAGAUAGAACUGCCCUCCAGAAAGUGAAAAAGUCUGUAAAAGCAAUAUACAAUUCUGGUCAAGAUCAUGUACAGAAUGAAGAAAACUAUGCACAAAUUCUAGAUAAAUUUGGAAGUAAUUUUUUAAGUCGGGAUAAUCCAGAUCUUGGCACUGCUUUUGUAAAGUUUUCCACACUUACUAAGGAACUAUCCACCCUGCUGAAAAAUCUGCUCCAAGGUCUAAGCCAUAAUGUGAUAUUCACCUUGGAUUCCUUAUUGAAAGGAGACUUAAAAGGAGUCAAAGGAGACCUUAAGAAGCCAUUUGACAAAGCUUGGAAAGAUUAUGAGACCAAAUUUACAAAAAUUGAAAAAGAAAAACGAGAACAUGCAAAACAGCACGGGAUGAUCCGCACAGAGAUAACAGGAGCAGAAAUAGCAGAAGAAAUGGAGAAAGAAAGGCGCCUAUUUCAGCUCCAGAUGUGUGAAUAUCUCAUUAAAGUUAAUGAAAUCAAGACAAAAAAGGGUGUUGACCUACUCCAGAAUCUUAUAAAGUAUUAUCAUGCACAAUGCAACUUUUUUCAGGAUGGUUUGAAAACAGCGGAUAAAUUGAAACAGUACAUUGAAAAACUGGCUGCUGAUUUAUAUAACAUAAAGCAGACUCAGGAUGAAGAGAAGAAACAGCUUACUGCACUCCGAGACUUGAUAAAAUCCUCUCUCCAACUCGAUCAGAAAGAAGAUUCACAGAGCAGGCAAGGAGGAUACAGUAUGCAUCAACUUCAGGGCAAUAAGGAAUAUGGCAGUGAGAAGAAAGGUUAUCUGCUAAAGAAGAGUGAUGGGCUUCGGAAAGUAUGGCAGAGAAGAAAGUGCACUGUAAAAAAUGGAAUUCUGACCAUAUCACAUGCAACAUCCAACAGGCAACCAGCUAAACUGAACCUACUCACUUGCCAGGUGAAACCUAAUGCUGAAGAUAAGAAGUCUUUUGACCUGAUAUCACAUAAUAGAACUUACCAUUUUCAAGCAGAAGAUGAGCAAGACUAUGUAGCGUGGAUCUCAGUAUUGACAAAUAGCAAAGAAGAAGCAUUAACCAUGGCUUUCCGAGGAGAACAGAGUACUGGAGAAAACAGCUUGGAGGACUUGACAAAAGCUAUUAUUGAUGACAUCCAGAGAUUACCUGGGAAUGAUGUCUGCUGUGAUUGUGGUUCAUCAGAACCCACAUGGCUUUCAACCAACCUGGGUAUUUUGACCUGUAUAGAAUGUUCUGGAAUCCACAGGGAAAUGGGGGUUCAUAUUUCUCGUAUUCAGUCUUUGGAAUUAGACAAAUUAGGAACUUCUGAACUCUUGCUGGCCAAGAAUGUAGGAAACAAUAGUUUUAAUGAAAUUAUGGAGGGGAAUUUACCUAGUCCCUCACCAAAGCCCACUCCUUCAAGUGAUAUGACUGCACGUAAAGAAUAUAUCACUGCAAAGUAUGUAGAUCAUAAGUUUUCCAGGAAGACCUGUUUGUCUUCAUCUGCUAAGUUGAACGAACUACUUGACGCCAUCAAAUCUAGGGAUUUACUUGCACUAAUUCAAGUCUAUGCAGAAGGGGUAGAGCUAAUGGAGCCAUUAUUGGAGCCUGGACAGGAACCAGGUGAAACAGCCCUUCAUCUUGCAGUCCGAACUGCUGACCAGACAUCUCUCCACUUGGUUGAUUUCCUUGUACAAAACUGUGGAAACCUAGAUAAACAGACUGCACUAGGAAAUACAGUUCUGCAUUACUGCAGUAUGUAUAACAAACCUGAAUGUUUGAAACUUCUUCUGAGGAGCAAACCAACAGUGGAUAUAGUUAACCAAGGUGGUGAAACAGCCCUGGAUACAGCAAAGAGAUUAAAAGCCACCCAAUGUGAAGACUUGCUUUCCCAGGCUAAGGCUGGAAAGUUAAAUCCACAUGUCCAUGUUGAGUAUGAGUGGAAUCUUCGCCAGGAAGAGAUUGAUGAAAGUGAUGAUGAUCUGGAUGACAAGCCUAGCCCAAUCAAGAAGGAACGUUCUCCAAGACCCCAGAGUUUCUGUCACUCCUCCAGUAUGUCUCCCCAGGACAAGCUAGCACUGCCAGGAUUCAGCACUCCAAGAGACAAACAAAGACUCUCCUACGGAGCAUUUACCAACCAGAUCUUUGCAUCCACGAGCAUAGAGUCGCCCACCUCUCCAACAGCCGAUGCUCCCCCGCUGCCUCCAAGAAAUGCUGGGAAAGAAUGUAGAAAGCUCUUUUGGAGCCUAUCUGGAUCAUCAGGUCCAACAGGCCCACCUUCAACACUCCCUCUGGGCACCCAACCCCCCAGUGGCAGCUCCACCCUUUCCAAGAAGAGACCCCCACCCCCACCACCAGGACACAAAAGAACCCUCUCUGAUCCUCCAAGCCCGUUACCUCAUGGUCCCCAGAAUAAAGGUGCAGUUCCUUGGGGUAAUGACAUGGGUCCAGCAUCUUCCAGUAAAACGACAAAUAAGUUUGAAGGAAUGUCUCAGCAAUCAAGUACUGGCUCUGCAAAGACUGCUCUUGGCCCAAGAGUUCUUCCGAAACUACCUCAGAAAGUGGCACUAAGGAAAAUCGAAACCAGCCAUCAUCUUUCCAUAGACAAAUCCAAUGUUCCCCCAGAAAUCUUUCAGAAAUCACCCCAACCACUGGAGCUCCCUCAGAAGCCACAGCCUGGAGACCUGCCUCCUAAACCUCAGCCUACAGAAUUGGGCCCUAAACCUCAGAUUGGAGAUCUGCCCCCUAAACCAGGCGAACUGCCCCCAAAGCCUCAACUUGGAGAUUUGCCACCCAAGCCACAACUCUCAGACUUACCUCCAAAACCACAAAUAAAAGACCUGCCCCCAAAGCCACAAUUAGGAGACUUGCUGGCUAAAUCCCAAGCUGGGGAAAGCUCACCGAAGACCCAGCCCUUGGAGUUAAAUCAGAAACCCUCCAUUACGGAUCUCUCUCUAGCUGUCCAGUCUCGGGAGAGUCUCCAAAAGCAAGCUUCAGAAGAUUCUAAUGAUCUAACACCCACGCUGCCAGAGACCCCAGUGCCUCUUCCCAGAAAAAUUAACACUGGGAAGAACAAAGUGAGGAGAGUGAAAACCAUUUAUGACUGUCAGGCCGACAAUGAUGAUGAGCUCACAUUUAUAGAAGGAGAAGUGAUUAUUGUCACUGGUGAAGAAGACCAAGAGUGGUGGAUUGGGCACAUCGAAGGACAUCCAGAGAGGAGAGGGGUCUUCCCUGUGUCCUUUGUACACAUCUUGUCCGACUAGCAAAAUGCAGAUCUUGGAGCAUUGCAUAUCAUACAUGCAAGACGGGCUUUUUAGCAAAAGCAGACGGCUGCCGCCUCCUUGUAAUCCUGUGCACAAUGUGUAUAUAGCUGCUGUUACAGAAUACAAAACUCAUUUAAGGUCACCUCAUGAGGUGAAUUAUAUUAUGUAUUGUAAAUAUACUGUGUUAUUCCGCCUUUGCCAGUAUUAAGGUAGCCUUGGAAUCUGGCACGCCUUAUUGGGUUUGCUGAAGCCAUCCUCGGCAUCUAGCACUUACAUUUCUGUCUAUGCGUUUAAAACAAAAUCAAAAACAAAAAAAAGUGUAUGAACUUCUAGCUUUCCAAAUAGAGGUGGUCUUGAUCAACAAUUGAAAUGCAUAGAAUGGACUCUUUGUUCCUAAUGAUUCAGUAUUCUCAAUUAUGUGACUAAAAAAAAAAUUAGUGGAGAGUUAGAUUCUGUUUUCCAAGCAAACCAUUUACAUUCAUUACAGAUGAGCCUGCAGUUAUCAGUGUAUACAGUUUACAGCUAUGAAACCCACUUUGGUAUUUAUUACAGAAAGUGCUCAGUUACAUGUAAGUAUUAUUCUUUCUGAGAAAUGUUCACCGACCUUCCAGCUCUCCAUGGCAUAUUAAGAUGCUCAUAGCCUAGUUCGUGUUUAAGAAUGGUGAAUUUAUACCAUUCCAUGGUUAGUGCCCCUGUGAUAUUACCUCAUGAUACAAAAAGAACAUAUACCCCAUGAUGAUUUUAGCAAAAGUUUAAAAUCUCUAAGUACAGUUUCCUAAAGGUCUCUUUCAUUAAAUGUUCAAUAACCAAGGACUGCUAGAAAAUAUUAGUGUUUACAUUAUGCAUGCAUUUAGAAGCUUAUCUGAAACUUACCUUUUAUAAAGGAAUAGUAUGGCUAAGUUAAAAUACAAUGUUAGCUUUAUUUUUUAAAUUUGAUUACGAUUAAAACAGAAACAUAAGAUCACAAUAGUAUUGGUUUAUAAUCAAUUGGCCUUCUUGGAAAAUGACUUUACAUAUUCUAUUACACGUCAAUGUCCUCAGCCUUAUCAAAGCUGAAAAUCCACUGAUUUCAGAUUAUAUCCUUUAUUUUUGGACAUAGAUUUUUCCUUCCUGGAAGUCACCCAUUGGAAACUUUCAAGAGCAGCUCUCCCCCACCCCCUUUUUUUCUUACCUGCGAUCUUCAUUAAUCUAUAGUUCCAAAUAAUAGUUUACCCACUCAAAACACUAGCCAAUAUACCAAUCACCUUCUAGUCGAUUCAUAACUGGGGUCCUAAAAGCUGCUAUGAAUUGCACUGUGACCAAAUACAUUUCCUGAAGUGAACUCACUGCAUUCAGUUUUCUUUUCAUUCCAGCGGUUUAUUAGAUCAUUAAGGACACGUCUGUUUAUUUUGGUUCCUCCUUAUAUCAGUCUUAAUUCUGGAACAGAAUGUGAUAGUCUUACUCUACAAUCGCUGCCACUGUCACUUGCCUCUGAGUCUCUCUCAUGAGUGGUUCUGGCAUUCCAUUUGCUUAAACUAUUUUGGCAGUGGCAUAUAAAACUAAUAUUUUUAAGCAGAUAGUCUUGGCAGCUAGUGAGAAAUUUUUGUUUCACAAAAGCACAACUCCAAACAAAAACCUUUAGAAGAGUCUACUUAGCCCAGCUGAAAGUGCUCGGUGAAUAUUAAUGUAGUUCUCUGUAAAUGGUUAGUACAGAAACUUCAAUCAUGGCCUAAUAAAAAUUGUUUGAAGAAACAUGCAAAUUAUUUUACAGCUGGUAACAGAAAAUGAUUUUUAAAGUAAUUUCUUCAUCAGUGACAUGACUUAAGAGGCAGCUUGGUACAGCAGAAGGAACUCUAGACUUUAGGGUCAAGAGGCAGAUUCAAAUCUACGUUCUGAUUACUUGCUAGCUGUGUGACAUGAGUGAAUCACUUCACUCAGCCUUCUGACCCUUGAUUUAGGAGUCAUUGUAAUAUAGUGAAAAGAGCACCAGACUCUGGAGUCAGAAGACUUGGGUUUAAAUCCCAUAUUUGCUAUUCACUAACUGUAUGACCUUGAACAAAUGGUUUGAUUCCUGUGGCCAUCCAUUUCUACAUCUAUAAAAUGAGAUGGUCCUUUCUGAGUCCUGUGAUUGGAUGAUGACAAGAGUUCAUUUCCAAACCAAAAGGAAUCUACCAGGAGCAAACAAACCCAAUGGUGUCCACUCUACAGCAGUACCCACCUCAGUACGUACGUUGGCUGUACUGGGUUUCCAAAAGAAACCAUGAGUUUAUUUAGCAUUCCAUAUGACUUAUACAGUGUUUUAAGUUACAUUAAAGAACAAGUUUAAUGAUCUCUGUGGUCUAGCGUAUUUUCAGGUAAUCUUAAAAUAAACUGGUUUAAAAAAAUAAUGACAACCAAACCUAUAAAGACUACAUGUGCAAAGUACCAUGGAGUCAAGUCUAUUCUUUGUCACUUCUUCUGAAGGAACAUCUCUAGGCUUAUUAAUUUUUUUUUUUAAUGAGACAGUGUUUCCAUCAGAAACUGACUUUCUCUGUAUUCCAGCUUACUGUGGGACAUAGGAAAACUAGGUCGGGAUAUCUUUUUUGAUCUUGAUUGAGUUUAAAUCAGAUAUUGUACCUAAACUCAGUGAGCCACUAUCUGCAAUUUUGUACAUGAACAUAGUAUUUUGGAGGUAUGGAAACUUAUAGACAAAAAAAAUUAGCUAAUUAGUUGUUUUUAUUUUUCCCCCAGAGGGGAAACUAUGUUCUGCAAAUAGUAUGUGUCUUAUUUUACUGUUGAACGGCGAUUGCUAUUUAUUUUUUUAUUGCCUAGAACAUCUACAUGUUGUGUAUAGGAACCUUGAUCUGGUCAAGCCACCAGUUAAAUUUCAACUUCUCAUCUAAAUGUUAAAGUUCAAACAUCAGUACACUUGUCAUUUCACAGGUAUUUAAUGUGACAUUUUUUUCCAGUACUGUAUGUGUUCAUUUCUACUUUUUUAAAUAUUUAAAAUUGCUUUUAAAUAAACAUAUUCUCAGUUGA
Antechinus flavipes (yellow-footed antechinus) is the source of this 6927-nucleotide messenger RNA. RefSeq names its product ArfGAP with SH3 domain, ankyrin repeat and PH domain 1 (gene ASAP1). Gene Ontology annotation, molecular function: protein binding; GTPase activator activity. Gene Ontology annotation, biological process: positive regulation of GTPase activity. The coding region runs from base 490 to 3930 and encodes 1146 amino acids. The record is from RefSeq and is a predicted model, not a curated record. The transcript has 31 exons. NCBI's taxonomy places the organism in Eukaryota, Metazoa, Chordata, Mammalia, Dasyuromorphia, Dasyuridae. Gene Ontology annotation, cellular component: cytoplasm.